UUUUCUCAAAAUAAGCUGAUAUGGUAAACAUAAUUGCUCUCUGUCCAAAUUUUUUGAUGAUAACUUGUACUAAGUACUAUGCACUUCGCUGACAGAGUGCACGCCUACGAAAAAGUUGCUCGAAAAUCGGUAAUGUCAACACGACUGGUCAACACGGAUACAAUUUCUGAGAGAGCGUCAUUGAUCACCCUGCAAUGUAGUCCUAGGUGAAGAAAACAUGGUGAGAGAACCGUGAUUGAGCAAAAAUGGGGACAGGUAGUUCCUUCUUCCGCCACCAGGAUGAAGAUGAUCUUGGUGAUGGGGUCAUAAAGCGCAUUCCCAUCGAGGUCAAGCCUCGUGGAAAACUGGGGCUGCGAUCUGUGGGGUCACUGGGUAGGAAACCCAAAGGUGGUAGCCUUCGUUCCGCCCUGUCUGUUGACUUGGAAAACCCAGAGGUGGAGAGAAUCAGGAGAGAAUUUGAGAUGUAUCGCCUCAACAAGGAAAAUGAACUUGCAAAUGUUCAGAAAAAGGAGCAGAAACUUGAUACUGAAAAUAAGAAGCUCAGGACAGAAUUACAGGCUUUACAGCAGAUGUGUCGCAAGCUGAAGAAUGAAAAUGAUAUUGCCUUAGAGGCUGAGCAACAGGCCCUAGAGAGAGCAUUCACAUUCGAGAAUGACAGAAAUAAAGUUCAAAGACAAUUUAAGAUAUUCAGGGAAACCAAAGAAAAUGAGAUUCAGAAUCUGCUUAAAGCUAAGCGUGACUUGGAAAACAAGUUGUCAAGGCUGUCCCAUGGUUUGAUAGUGGAUGACUUGGACUCUGGUUCAAGAAGGUCCAACAGUCUGGACAAUUUAGGAGGUGGUCAGUCAGGAGACUGGUGGACAAACCUGGACAGUGAACCUUCAAUGGGCAGUACAUUACAACUACAGACCUUCAUCAACAGAGGGGGACCAGAGUUUGCCCACAGUAUUGUAGAGCUGGACGGACCAUUCACAAAUGUCACCAAAGAUGACUGGAAUGCUGCAGCAGCAAGCUUGGCUCAAGUCACUCCCAUUCUCCCAACUCAGCCAGUCAAAAAUACCAUCAGGGUCUACAUAUGUGCCAACAAGGACACACUGGAUGAAGUGAAGCUUUUCAAAAGGGAGCAUGUUCCUGAGCUUGAUAGACUGGUCUCAAGUGAAGGCAGGUCCCUGGUUGUAGUACAUAUUCAAAAACUUUUGUCCGGAGUCGGUUGCCAGGUAGUGGAAUGCACCAUAUUUCUAGGUUUCCUUGGAAAUAAAAUAAACAAGCUAGCUGAAGAAGCAGUGAAUGUGUUCCUCAACUGUGAUAAUCAAAAAUCAACAAGUGCAAUAUUUUGCUUCAAAGCUCCAGGUCCCAAGGGGGUCACCCCUGAAGUGGAACAGAUGAAGUACGAUAUAAGCAGUAAAUGCUCUGGUGCUAAGAUACAUGAGAACUAUGAUAGUGCAGAGGAUGGUGCAAAAUGUGCUUAUGUUGAUAUCAAAAGUAUUUUAAAGAUGGAAUUGGGUAUGGACCAGGAUCACUCUGAUGCAGAUUCAGGUUUCUCAGAAAAUGGCGGUCCUGAGCAGCUGUGCGGUGGGCUGUGGGACGUACAUGGCCAGUUUGAGCAGAUUGAGGCCUUGAACUAUGCACUGAGUUCCAACUGCCAAAUGGGGUUUGAAAAAUACUAUGAAAGACUGAACACUCACGUCCAGUCUGCUGGACCACUCCCACCACUGCUGAUCUCUGGAGGCUCUGGGCUAGGGAAGUCUCUGCUACUAGCUAAAUGGUUAGAACUGCUGCAGGACAAAGCCGAAUCAUCAGGAACCUUAAUUUUGUACCAUUUUGUGGGCAGCCAAGACUCCAGUUCUGCUGAUCCUAUACAAAUGACAAGGAGACUGACAGCAAAGUUAAUGCAGUAUGUGUCAUCCCCACCAACACUGACCUGUGACCCAUCGCGUUUAGUGGAGGAAUUCCCUCGUUGGCUUGAAAAGGUGUCCUCAAAACUACCAGGAGGUGUGGUGCUGGCUCUGGACUCUGUUGACAGAUUCAGGCAAGGAGAACAUCACCUGAAGUGGCUUUUAGAUCCAUUACCAGUGGACUUCAGAGUUGUUGUGACAGUACAUGAAGACACUUGUCCUCAGUCAUGGAGGUCAUGGCCUACAGUACAUAUGGAACCACACAGUAGCAAAAGUGUCAAAGAAAUCAUAAGAACAGAACUGGCAGCAGUUGAGAUCUCUCUGAAUGCUGACCAGGAGAGCCAAGUCUUGACCCACUGCAGGACAGCGGCCACCUGCAACCCUCUCUACGUCAUGCUGCUGGUCAGCGAACUUACAGGUUGCACUGAUGAAGGUGGUCUAGAUGACACAUUGGAGUGGGUCUUGUCCACCAGUAGUGCCACGGAGUUGUACCAGGUCACACUGGGUCACCUACAGCAGCAAUAUGACAACAACUAUGGCAGGGGGCUCUUCAAGAAGGUGCUUCAGUUCAUAUAUGCCAGCAGGAAUGGCAUGGGUGAAUGGGAGCUGAUGGAGCUCAUCUCAGACCUCACCUGGAAUAACUGGGUGGUCCUUUAUAAAGACCUAGUGGACAGACAGGUGGUCACUCACAGGGGAGGAGUCUUGACCAUUGUCCAUGAGCAGGCUCGUGAGGCAGUCAAGGCCAUGUUUUUUUCAGGAAGUGAGGAAAAGUCUCUAGAUAAAACCAGAGAGGUUUUAAUUGGUCAUUUCUCAAAAUGUUUAAAACCAGGAAAAGUGAAUUUUAGAGUGGCUGAUGAGUUGCCAUGGUUGCUGAGACAAAAAGAAGAUAAGCAAGCACUACAAGAAUGUCUGUCCAAUAUCUGUGUUUUUCAGAUGCUGUAUGGAAGGGGUCACUGUGCCGAGAUCCUGUCUCUCUGGCAGUAUGUAGGAAUGGACAGAACUGCCAUGGUCCAAGCUUAUUUUGCCAUGAACAAAAAGGUGGAAGAAAUGGACAUUUUGAAUCUCACCAAAGUAGCAGACAUGUACGAGACCUUGGGAAGGUUCUGCUGUGACCUGGGUCUACUGGAGCAAGCUUUAACUCCCCUACAGAGGGCGCUGGAGAUCAGAGAGGGUGCUGACCCAGACCACCCCAGUGUGGCUCAGUCUCUCCAUCAUCUUGCUGGACUCCAUGGUCAGUGGGGGAAGUAUGCCACUGCAGAGGCUCUCUACAAGCAGGCUCUGGACAUUAAGGAGAAUGCCUUUGGGCCUGAGCAUUACUCGGUGGCCGUGGAGCUGGAUGCUCUUGCUGCACUGUACAGGAAACAGGACAAGUUAGAUCUUGCAGAACCAGUGCACAAGAGAGCUGUUUCAAUCAAAUCCAAAACCAAAACAUCAAGGAUUGCUCCAAGUCCACUGAAUGCUGGUGUCCAGAGAAAGAAGGCACUGAAGUUAGAGGACCUCACUAUGAAUGCAGACUCUCCUGAGCUGGCCAGGACACUGAAUGAACUGGGAGUCCUAUACUACUUGCAGAAUAACCAGGAGGCAGCAGAGUCAUUUUUCAAGAAAUCUCUGGCAAUGAGAGAGGCUGUGUUGGGCAGCAGUCACACUGAUGUAGCCCAGUCCCUGUACAAUUUGGCUGGCCUGUACACUGAUAGGAAGCAAUAUGAUCUGGCAGAACCUCUCUAUGAGAGAGCCCUGCAUAUCAGGAGACAGCAUUUCCCAGCAGAACACCCUAAUGUUGCAUCUGUGGUGAAGCAUUUAGUGGUGCUGUACAAAAAGCAGGACAAGAUUGAGAAAGCUGAGCCCCUGUAUGAAGAGACCAUCCAGAUGCGUGAGAGAUCUUUUGGUGUAAAUCACCCAUCAGUUGCCACAGCUCUGGUGAACUUAGCUGUUCUUCACUCACAACAGAAUAAGUACGAUGCUGCACUGCCACUGUAUGAGAGAGCACUCGGCAUUUAUGAGCAAAGUUUGGGUUUGACACACCCAAGGGUGGCAGAAACUCUCAGGAAUCUCGCAAAAUUAAGAUAUGAUCAGGGAGAUUUCGAAACAGCAGCCAAGCUAUACAAGAGAGCCACUGAAAUUAAGGAAGGAGAAAUGCUGAAAGGUUCAGGAAGAAGUUCCAGUGAGGAAACUGCAUCAACCAUGAAAAAUGGGGUGCAGAGGUAGUCUAGUCAUAUUUGCAAUAUUACAACUGCAAUACUGAACUGCUGAUAAGGAACAUUACUGGAACAAUACCACUAUGUAACUAUAAUUAAUGUUGGAUUAUGGGACACUUGUCCGCUCUCACUCAAAUCAAAAAAAGCCAUCAGUCAUUGUAAAUGGCUGUUGCCCAUGUUGCGCAAUCCUGGGACAGGAAUUUGAAGACUGAUGCAUAUCAGGGUGCUCUUGGAUUAGCUCAUAUCUGGGUGACUAGAAACUACUUUACAAGGUCAUAGUUUUGCUGCUGAUCACAUUUUCUAUGCAGAGAUCUUCUUGCUCAUCAAAAUCUUAGAUUGAUGACAGGUGUUUUUAUUCUUAAAGAAACAUGAAUGACAUCCAUGAUUUACACUCUACCUAACAGGCUUAUUUGAUAUUUCAGAAAACAUGGAGUUAUGGAGUUAUUAAUUUAUUUGUCUAACAAGCACUGCUUAGAGAUAUAAAAGCUGUGGCAUUCCUUGGCUCCUGUUAAUUUUCAUUAACAUAAUAAAGCUCUUAGAAAUGCUGCAGAAAUGAUAACCC
Molecule: messenger RNA, 4649 nt
Organism: Lingula anatina
Lineage: Eukaryota; Metazoa; Brachiopoda; Lingulata; Lingulida; Lingulidae
Product: nephrocystin-3
Molecular function (GO): protein binding
Source: RefSeq, a predicted model, not a curated record